AUGAGGGGCAGGCGGGGCAGGCCGCCCAAGCAGCCCGCGGCAGGCGCUGCGGAGCGCGGCGCCCCGGCUCCCCCGCCGCCGCCGCCGCCGCCACCGCCACCGCCACCUCCGGCCGGGCCCAUCGGGGGGCUCCGCUCCCGGCACCGAGGCAGCAGCCGGGGCAGGUGGGCCGCCGCCCAGGCAGAGGUGGCGCCCAAGGCGCGGCUGAGCUCCCCCAGGGGGGGCGGCGGUAGCCGGAGGAAGCCGCCGCCGCCACCGCCGCCGCCGCCGCCGCCGGCCGCCCCCCCCAGCAGCAGCCCCAGCGCCGGCGCCCCGGGCCGGGGGGGGAGAGGAGGCGGGGGAGGCAGAGCUGGAGGCGGGGGUGGCGGCGGCGGCGGCGGCGGCGGCGGCGGUGGUGGUGGUGGUGGUGGUGGUGGCGGCGGCCACCUGGCCCGGGCCACCCCGUCCAGGAGGAGCAUCAGCAAAGUGGUGUACGAUGACCACGAGAGCGAGGAGGAGGACGAGGACGAGGACAUGGUCUCCGAGGAAGAGGAGGAGGAAGAGGGGGACCCCGAGGAGACGCAGGACUCCGAGGAGGAGGAGGAGGAGGAUAUUAUGGAGGAGGACGACGACGACGAUGACUCCGAUUAUCCCGAAGAAAUGGAAGACGACGACGAUGCCAGCUAUUGCACCGAGAGCAGCUUCAGGAGCCACAGCACCUACAGCAGUACCCCAGGUAGAAGAAGACAGAGAGUACAUCGCCCUCGUUCUCCGAUAUUGGAAGAAAAAGAUAUCCCACCUCUUGAAUUUCCUAAAUCCUCUGAGGACUUAAUGGUGCCCAAUGAGCAUAUAAUGAAUGUUAUAGCCAUCUAUGAAGUCCUGCGGAACUUUGGCACCGUUUUACGCUUAUCUCCUUUUCGUUUUGAGGACUUCUGUGCUGCUCUUGUAAGUCAAGAGCAGUGUACUCUUAUGGCAGAGAUGCAUGUAGUGCUUUUGAAAGCAGUUUUACGAGAAGAAGACACCUCAAAUACUACCUUUGGACCUGCUGACCUGAAAGAUAGUGUUAAUUCCACACUAUAUUUUAUAGAUGGAAUGACAUGGCCAGAGGUUCUGCGGGUAUAUUGUGAGAGUGACAAGGAGUACCAUCAUGUUCUUCCUUAUCAAGAAGCAGAGGACUAUCCUUAUGGACCAGUACAAAAUAAAAUCAAAGUUCUGCAGUUUUUAGUGGAUCAGUUUCUUACGACGAACAUUGCUCGUGAAGAAUUGAUGUCUGAAGGGGUAAUACAGUAUGAUGACCACUGUAGGGUUUGUCACAAACUUGGGGAUUUGCUUUGCUGUGAAACUUGCUCAGCAGUAUACCAUUUAGAGUGUGUGAAACCACCUCUUGAGGAGGUACCAGAGGAUGAAUGGCAGUGUGAGGUCUGUGUGGCACACAAGGUACCUGGUGUAACUGACUGUGUUGCUGAAAUCCAAAAAAAUAAACCAUAUAUUCGACACGAACCUAUUGGAUAUGACAGAAGUCGGAGGAAAUACUGGUUUCUAAACAGAAGACUCAUUAUAGAGGAAGAUUCAGAAAAUGAAAAGGAUAAGAAGCUUUGGUACUAUAGCACAAAGGUCCAGUUGGCAGAAUUAAUUGAUUGCCUAGAUAAAGAUUACUGGGAAGCUGAACUUUGUAAAACUCUAGAAGAAAUGCGUGAAGAAAUUCAUCGACAUAUGGAUAUAACUGAAGACCUGACUAAUAAAGCACGUGGAAGUAACAAAUCGUUUCUGGCUGCUGCAAAUGAUGAAAUUUUGGAAGCUACCAAAUCCAAAAAGGGAGGUGACAUUGAAGAUGCUAAGAGUCCAGUUCCAGAAGAAGCAGACAAGGACAAAAAUGAAUCUGAAAAUAAUAGCCAAAAAGAUUCUGAGAAAAGCAAAGAAGAGCUUUCAGAUCAACCCCAGGAAAAAAACAAAGAAGAAAAAACAUCUGGUGGUGAUUCUGAGAAAGGAAAACCAGAGGAGCCAAAAGAUGUUGGGGAUAAAGGUAACUCUCUGUCAACAAAUACUGGCGACAACACAACAAAUACUUCUUCAGGAGAAACUAGUCCCCCUGAAGGGAAGAGCACAGUGGGGUGCCCCUCAGAAACUCAUGAUAGCAACAACAUGGCAGAGAAGAAGGUGGCUCCUGAGCUACCCCAGGAUGUACCAGAAGAAUCUACCAAGUUGAAUGAUGGCAAUAGUACUGCUACUGUCCCCAACCUGCCUUAUACCGAAAACAGCAACAGCAGCAGUGAACUAAAUUCCUCCCAGAAUGAAUCUUUCACAAAAACUUCUGAUGAUCCUGAAAAUGGAGAAAGGGAAUCUCAUACACCUUUAUCUGUUCAAGAGGAAAUAGAUUUCAAAUCAGAGAAGUCUAAUGGAGAAAGAAGUGAUUCCCCUGGAACAGGAAAAGGUACACCUGGCUCAACACGGAUGGUCACAAGAUUACGAAAUCCAGACAGCAAGCUUAGUCAACUGAAGAGCCAACAGGUUGCUGCAGCAGCACAUGAAGCAAAUAAAUUAUUUAAGGAAGGCAGAGAGGUCCUGGUAGUUAACUCUCAAGGAGAAAUUUCACGAUUGAGCACCAAGAAGGAGAUAAUUAUGAAAGGAAAUAUCAACAACUUUUUCAAGCUAGGUCAAGAGGGGAAGUAUCGUGUCUACCACAAUCAGUACACCACCAAUUCUUUUGCCCUGAACAAACACCAGCACAGAGAGGACCAUGACAAGAGAAGGCAUCUUUCACAUAAAUUUUGCUUGACUCCAGCAGGAGAGUUCAAAUGGAAUGGUUCUGUACAUGGGUCCAAAGUACUUACCAUAUCCACCUUGAGGUUAACCAUCAUCCAGUUGGAAAACAACAUCCCAGCACCAUUCCUGCAUCCCAAUUGGGCAUCUCACAGGUCAAAUUGGAUCAAAGCGGUUCAGAUGUGUAGCAAACCUAGAGAAUUUGCUUUGGCUUUGGCCAUUUUGGAAUGUGCCAUUAAGCCAGUUGUCAUGCUGCCAAUCUGGCGAGAAUCUUUAGGACAUACCAGAUUACACAGAAUGACAUCCAUCGAAAGAGAAGAAAAGGAGAAAGUGAAAAAAAAAGAGAGAAAACAGGAGGAGGAAGAAACAAUGCAACAAGCUACAUGGGUGAAAUAUACAUUUCCUAUCAAACAUCAGGUUUGGAAACAAAAAGGAGAGGAAUAUAGAGUAACAGGCUAUGGUGGUUGGAGUUGGAUUAGUAAAACACAUGUUCAUAGGUUUGUCCCUAAAUUGCCUGGAAAUACUAAUGUGAAUUACAGAAAAAUAUUAGACACCAAAAAUCUUGACACUGGUGAAAAUGAGUGUGAACUAGAUAAAAGGAAAAGUCUAACACGAAGUCCAACAAAAGUAAAGUUAGAGACCAACCCUCAGAAAAGUAAAGCAAGUGAUUCAGAAAUGCUACAAGAAAUAGACCAAAUUGAAAUGGAAACUACAAAAAUUUCCGAGAAGAAAGACCAAGCUAAAGAAGAAAGUACAAUGCUUAAAGAAAAACCUGAAGUUGAUAUGACCUCUUCAGAUGUAGUUGCUACAAAAGGAAAAGAUGAGAAAGGAAUGCUUAAUUCUGAAAGUGAUAAGUCUAUCAAGGAAGAACCUAUGGAGGUAGAUGAAAUAAAAACAGAUUCAUCUGCAAGAUGUGAGGAAAAUUCUUUUAAAGCAGAUGUAAUUAAUGUCAGUGAGGGUUUUCAUCUAAGGACUAGUUACAAAAAGAAAGUAAAAUCGUCCAAAUUAGAUGGACUACUUGAAAGGAGAGUUAAGCAAUUUACAUUGGAAGAAAAACAGCGCCUUGAAAAAUUGAAGUUGGAAGGAAAGACUUCCGUGGGUCCCCUGAAAAGCAUGGCUGAAUCACGUGUACUAAUGAAAACAAAAGAAGGAGGUCAAGCCAGCAUGGUUGAUCAGGAGAAAACACAAGGUUCAAAUAAUAAUAGAACAGAAGAUCUGAUUCAAGAAUGUUCACAAAAUAAUGAAAACUCUACCGUUAGGAUCAGUGACUCUGAUGUAACUUAUACAGAUAAACAUUCCACAAAAGGUCAGGUACUAGAAAAAGUCUCCAUUCAGAGCCCAGAACCAAACUUGCAGAAACAAAAUUCUGUCAUCAGUGAUGUAUCUGAACCUGCAGUUGCUGAUAAAUGUCAAGAACAAGACAGGCUUAAAACAAAAGAACAUGAUACCCUCAAUGUGGAUGACCAACGAGCCAAUCAAGAUGAAAAAAAUAUGUUGGCCACUAAAAAGGAAAAUAAUUUCCUACCGGUAAAUACCACUGUUUCUCUACCUGAAAGUGCUUCAGAACCAGUGGUUCAUGAAAGUACCUGUGACACAGAUGUUCCAGCUGCCUCUGAAGCAACAGCUUUGGGAGAAAAAUAUGGAAGUCAGGCAUGUGACUCUGAAAAUAAUAGCACUUUGGAAAAGAGCUCUGAAUCUGUACUCACUCAGGACAGUAAGGAGGAGGAUGUGUUUGUUCAGAACAGCCAUAAAAGUAAUUUAAAAUGCUCCAUAGAGAACCAGGAACAAGAAGGUCUAAAGUUAGUUUCAGACUUGUCUUCUGAAAAGCAAACUCUUGAACCCAGAGAAAAAGCCAGUGGUGACAUGUCACAUUGUAAGAUAAUGGAAGCUAAUGGUGAAAAACCAAGUCAGGAGCAGAAAUUAGAGAGCUCAGUGAAUAGAUGUCAUCAUCAAAUAAAUCUAAAGAACAUAAUAGACAAAAAGAAUAGCGAAAAUGGAGAUACUGAGAAAAAGGGAGAGAAAGAAAUAGCAACUACAUUUCAGAUUAAUGGGAAAGAUAAUGAAUUUAAGGUAUUUUCAAAAGAUGAAUACAUGAAUGAGAUCUCUGACAGUAAGGUAGGAACUGGUAAUGUUGAACCAAAGGUUAAUAGUAUUAAAACAAUUCCUGAACAUGAGAUCAAGCCAUUAUUUGUUAAGGAAGCCCCUGUAAAACCAUUCAUGAAUGGAGAUGUCAUCAUGGAAGAUUUCAAUGAAAGAAGUAACUUGAACACAAAAUCAUGUUUACUUAGUUCUUCAGAUAUUGAUGGUAAAUACCAAGGUAACAUGGAAAAUCUAACAUCAAUCAGAGGGCCCAAGAGUAUGCAGUAUUUGGUGGAAAAACACCAUUCUAUUGAAAAAGCUGCUUCUGUUGAUGGUCCUUCCAUAGCACCUUCACCAUCAUGUAAAGAGAGCAGCUCAAUUAAUCAGGUAGAAAAUAUGGAGGUUGAAACCUCAGAUGUUAAAAAAGUUCCCCCAUCACCUAUUACUUCUGGUGAAGAGUCUAACCUAAGUAGUGAUUUUAAUGAUCAGAAUGGUCUACCUGCUAACAAAGUGGAAAAUGGCAAUGGAAAUGCUACGAGAAAAACAGUGAUCACAGAAGUUACCACAACAACAUCAACUGUGGCCACAGAAUCAAAAACUGUGUUUAAAGUUGCAGAAGUAUUGGCCCCCCAAGGUGAUCAGCAGUCAGUGGUCUCUUCUACUGAAAACUGUGCGAUGUCCACUGUAACCACCACCACCACUACUGUGACAAAACUGAGCACACCCACUACUGGCAGCAAUGUGGAUGUCAUCUCUGUGAAAGAACACAGUAAAACUGUUGUUACAACAACAGUCACUGAUUCACUGACCACUCCAGGGGGCACAUUAGUAACAUCAAUGACUGUGAGCAAAGAGUAUUCUACAAAAGACAAAGUAAAACUAAUGAAAUUUUCCAGACCUAAGAAGACUCGUUCUGGCACAGCUCUGCCAUCCUAUAGGAAAUUUGUAACCAAGAGCAGCAAAAAGAGUAUAUUUGUUUUGCCUAAUGAUGACUUGAAAAAGUUGGCCAGAAAAGGUGGCAUCCGAGAGGUACCUUGUUUUAAUUACAAUGCAAAACCUGCCUUGGAUAUAUGGCCAUAUCCGUCUCCAAGACCUACUUUUGGUAUCACGUGGAGAUACAGACUUCAGACAGUAAAAUCAUUGGCUGGAGUAAGUCUUAUGUUGCGGUUACUCUGGGCAAGUUUAAGGUGGGAUGAUAUGGCAGCCAAAACUCCUCCUGGGGGAGGGACUACUCGAACAGAAACAUCAGACACAGAAAUUACAACAACUGAAAUAAUUAAGCGGAGAGAUGUUGGUCCAUAUGGCAUUCGAUCAGAAUAUUGCAUCAGGAAAAUCAUUUGCCCCAUUGGUGUUCCAGAGGCUCCAAAGGAAACACCUACACCUCAGAGGAAAGGGCUUCGAUCAAGUGCACUGAGGCCAAAGAGGCCAGAAACACCUAAGCAAACAGGCCCUGUUAUAAUUGAAACCUGGGUAGCAGAAGAGGAAUUGGAGUUAUGGGAGAUCCGGGCAUUUGCAGAAAGAGUGGAGAAGGAAAAGGCGCAGGCAGUUGAGCAGCAGGCUAAGGUUAGUGAACAGAAGAAGGCCGAGGAGUUCAAGGCCCAAAUGGAGGCUCAACUAAAACAGCAACGAUUGGCUGCCCAGCAGAAACGAUUGGAGCAGCAGAAACAGCUACCAACAGUAAUUGCAGCCUCUACCACCACUACAACAAACAGUACCACCAAUACGGUCUCCACCCCGCAGAAGGUUGUGGUAGCCCCUAUAAGUGGCCCAGUUACCACUGGAACUAAAGUGGUACUCACAACUAAGGUUGGAUCUCCAGCCACAGUGACAUUCCAGCAGAACAAGAACUUCCAUCAAACGUUUGCUACCUGGGUUAAACAAGGCCAGUCAAGUUCAGCCACCAGCACAGCUGCUACAUCUGCUACAACCAUUGCCAGCACAGGUCAGACGUUCCAAAUUACAGGCAGUCCAGUUACUAUGGCAGGAAAAGUAAUUACCAAACUACCGCUUCCUGCAAAUAGCAAGAUUGUUGCUGUAAAUGUGCCAACAACACAAGGAGGUGUUGUUCAGGUUCAACAGAAAGUCCUGGGUAUCAUUCCAUCAAGUACAGGUGCAAGUCAGCAAACUUUUACUUCAUUCCAGCCAAGAACAGCUACAGUCACUAUUAGACCAAACACCCCAGGCACUGUAGGUACCACAAGUAAUUCACAGGUAAUCACAGGGACUCAGAUCCGUCCUGGUAUGACAGUGAUUAGAACACCACUCCAACAAUCAACCCUAGGAAAGACAAUUAUUCGAACACCUCUGAUGGUACAGCAAGGUAUUCUUCCAGCCAGUCAGACUCAACAGGUAGUAACGCAGAUCAUCAGGGGGCAGCCUGUUUCCACUGCCGUUUCUAGUCCUAGUGCAGUACCUUCAAACUCUGGACAAAAGGUAGUAACGUCAGGAGCAGCUGUGCCACAUAUGCAGCCCCCAUCCUCCACCCCACAGCCUCCUCGGCCCCAGCAAGGACAAGUGAAACUUACAAUGGCUCAGCUCACUCAGUUAACACAAGGCCAGGGUGGCAGUCAGGGUUUGACUGUUGUAAUUCAAGGACAGGGGCAAACUACUGGACAACUGCAACUGAUCCCUCAAGGGGUAACAGUAAUUCCAGGGCCAGGCCAACAAUUAAUGCAAGCUGCAAUGCCAAAUGGUACCAUUCAACGAUUUCUUUUCACCCCUUUACCUACGACAGCUACAGCGGCCAGCACUACGACAACAGUUUCCACCUCAACAUCAGCUACAAGUGAACAGAAACAAACCACACAAUCAGCUCAGACCCAGGCUCAGCCCAUCCAAGCCCUACCACCAGCUCAGCAACCAAGUCAGAGUCAACCACAAGCCCCACCUCAGACUGUUCAACCUUCAGCUCAGCCCCAGACCCCAACUCAGAUUCAGCCCCAGUCCCCCAGCCAAGCUCAGCCCCAGCCACAAGCCCAGCCUGAGGCCCAGACUCACACUGAAGUCCAAACUCAAGCAACAGCUUCAUCCCCUGUCACUUCUGAAGCACAGCCUGUCCCGACACAUCCAAAUAAGACUCAAGUCACAAUACAGUGUCAGUCUCAAAGCCAGGCUCAAGGGCAGUCUCCAGUUCGAGUCCAAAGCCCACCACAGGCUCGAGUGCUUCCACCAGUUUCAUCCAAUGGACCUACUGUAUGUCAAGCCCCAGUGCAGACAACAGCCUCACAGCCAGUUCAAAUUCAGCCACAUACAUCGGUUCAGAUUCAGUCCCAAGUACAGCAACCAUCACAACCCCAGCUUCAAUCUUCCAUACAAACUCUCCCAACAACACAAACUUUGAAUCAAGUUACUGUAACCUCCCCAUCCCGUCCUCAGCUACAACUCCAGCAGCCACAGACACAAGUCAUUACUGUGCCUCAGCUACAACAACAAGUUCAGGUUCUCUCUCAGAUUCAGUCACAUGUUGUGGCUCAGAUACAGGCUCAGCAAGGUGUUGUUCCUGGGCAAAUCAAACUUCAGUUACCUAUUCAGAUUCAGCAAACCAGCCCUGUGCAGGCUCACCAGAUCCAGAACGUGGUCACCGUGCAAGCAGCCAGUGUACAAGAACAGUUGCAAAGGGUUCAACAACUCAGGGAACAACAGCAAAAGAAGAAACAGCAACAGAUUGAAAUCAAACGUGAACACACCCUCCAAGCUUCCAAUCAAAGUGAAAUCAUCCAGAAACAGGUGGUGAUGAAACAUAAUGCUGUGAUAGAACACUUAAAACAGAAAAAGACUAUGACUCCAGCUGAAAGAGAAGAAAAUCAGAGAAUGAUAGUCUGUAACCAGGUGAUGAAGUUUAUUUUGGAUAAGAUAGAUAAAGAAGAAAAACAGGCAGCUAAGAAACGAAAACGGGAAGAAAGUGUGGAACAGAAGCGUAGCAAGCAAAAUGCUACCAAGCUAUCAGCUCUGCUCUUCAAACAUAAAGAACAACUCAAAGCUGAAAUAUUGAAGAAGAGAGCGCUACUGGACAAAGACCUUCAAAUAGAAGUGCAGGAAGAGCUAAAGAAAGACCUCAAUAAAAUUAGGAAGGAAAAGGAGAAAGCACAGGCUGCAGCUGCUGCAGCUCUCUCUGCAGUAGCAACCCCACCACCACCUCCACCACCACCUCCACCACCAACCCCACCACCUCCACCACCACCACCUCCACCACAGCAUUCGGUCAGUGUCACAUCAACUCCGACAUUGCCCAUACCUGUAUCUUCCCAGAAAAGAAAACGAGAUGAGGAGAAAGAGUCUUCAGCUUCCAAAUCCAAGAAAAAGAAAAUGAUUUCCACUACCUCAAAGGAAACUAAGAAGGACACAAAGCUUUACUGUAUCUGUAAAACGCCUUAUGAUGAAUCUAAGUUCUAUAUUGGCUGUGAUCUUUGUACUAACUGGUAUCAUGGAGAAUGUGUUGGCAUCACAGAAAAGGAGGCUAAGAAAAUGGAUGUGUACAUCUGUAAUGAUUGUAAACGGGCACAAGAGGGCAGCAGUGAGGAAUUGUACUGUAUCUGCAGAACACCUUAUGAUGAGUCACAAUUUUACAUUGGUUGUGACCGAUGUCAGAAUUGGUAUCAUGGGCGCUGUGUUGGCAUUUUGCAAAGUGAAGCAGAUCUCAUUGAUGAGUAUGUCUGUCCACAAUGCCAGUCCACUGAGGAUGCCAUGACAGUGCUUAGCCCAUUGACAGAUAAAGAUUAUGAAGGACUAAAACGAGUGCUGCGUUCCUUACAGGCUCACAAGAUGGCAUGGCCUUUCCUAGAGCCAGUGGAUCCUAAUGAUGCACCAGAUUAUUAUGGUGUUAUCAAGGAACCAAUGGAUCUAGCCACCAUGGAAGAAAGAAUACAGAAGCGUUAUUAUAAAAAGCUGACAGAAUUUGUGGCAGAUAUGACCAAAAUUUUUGAUAACUGUCGUUACUACAAUCCAAGUGACUCCCCUUUUUACCAGUGUGCAGAAGUUCUUGAAUCAUUCUUUGUACAGAAAUUAAAAGGAUUCAAGGCAAGCAGGUCUCAUAACAACAAACUGCAGUCUACAGCUUCUUAGAGUUCAGCGUGUUAAACUAAUGCAAAACACAGCAAGAAUCUGGUUAUCUGAAAAGUUUAAAAUUAAGAAGCCAGAUGUUUUUAGUCAGGUUCUCCUGACAAGACUUGACCUAAACUUCGUUUUUAUUGGUCACAAAAGUCAAAUUAUAUUCUUGGCCUAUUUUGUCCAGCGGACAAAGGAAAACAAAAUCAGCACCAUAUUGUCAAGAUCAAAUUGUUUUACUAUUGUGGCAGAAGCGAGAAAACUUUGUUUAUUGAAAGAGAGAAAAGGAAAGCAAGAAUAAAGAUAAAUGGGGUCAAGUUUUAACUCCAUGGAAAUGCCACGUCUGCUCUUCAGUGAAGAAGCUGGUUUAAAGUCACACAGAAAACUUUGACUGUAUUUAUUUAUUGUUGCAAAAAAGACGCUUUUUUUAUUGCUGCCCUCAUUUGUCAGCUAAUUAUUUUUUCUUAAAAAAAAUCCAGCCCCGGUUACAUGUAAUCCAUUCUCUAUCUUAUCAUGAUUCCUGUAGGUAAAAGUACAAGAGACCUCUAGAUGUCUUUUCUUUCUAUGAAAGGAGCUGCUAUGUACACAUGUGCACACACAAAUACACACACACACACACACACACAUACACACAAAAAAAAAACUGGGAAUCAACAGUGAGUUUAUUGUUCAUGCUAGAUAAAAAUUAAGCUUGCAUAAAGGUUGGGCUAAGCGGUCAUGGACUACAGACUCUGUUGCCUUGAAUAAAACAGUACAAUUUGUCAUUUACUCUGCACCAGACUGAAAUGAGUAAAAUCUAUUUGAAGGUAUCUUGUUUGUAAACAUUUGUCAGAUUCUAAUUUUUUUCUUUUUGUAUUAAAAUUCAAAAUAUGGAUGUAUAUGAAACAAAAUAAAUGGAGAAAAUUUUUCUCCCACAGAUGGAAGUGUCUUUGAAUGUGUGGUACUGAUUGUAAGCAUGGGUGGGGUGGAAGGGGACUCCAAAAGGGCAACACAGGACAGAAAAAACUAAAUAUGACUGUUUUCCCCAGGAAGGUGGCCCUGUCUUUUGUCAUUCCCAAAUACUUAUUGCUUCAAAAUAGUCAAUAGGGGCGCCAUACCUGCAGCAUCAGUGAAUGCUGGAGGUCCGUGUAGUGGGAAGCAGAGUAUCCUACAGGAAUGGAGGACUGCUUACUGAAGUCUAGAAUAGUGUUGAGUGAAAUCAACUGAAGCUCUCCAUGCAAGUUUCUCUUGCUCUUAAUGAUCUGUGCUUAAACUGCAUUUUUCUACAUUAUAUUAACAGCUGUAAUGAAAUCUGCUGUUUGGCUUAUGCAGCCUUGCAAAAAUAUUACUAGAUUUUGCACUAAUUCACAUUAGCUUUGUUCUCCUAAGAUCUGGAGUUUGCCUGAGAAUUUUUUUUAAAGCCUUUCCCUAGAUUUAAUAUCACCCCCGCUAUGCAAGACCCUUUCCACUUCUUAGUUUCCUAAAACUAAGUGUAAGACAUAGCUAUGGAUCACAACUCUUUCUUAUUACAGGCUCAGGUGUACAGGUUAUUCUG
This is a messenger RNA of Trichosurus vulpecula (common brushtail), 11395 nucleotides long. RefSeq names its product bromodomain PHD finger transcription factor (gene BPTF). Gene Ontology annotation, biological process: regulation of transcription by RNA polymerase II. The record is from RefSeq and is a predicted model, not a curated record. NCBI's taxonomy places the organism in Eukaryota, Metazoa, Chordata, Mammalia, Diprotodontia, Phalangeridae. Gene Ontology annotation, molecular function: RNA polymerase II cis-regulatory region sequence-specific DNA binding; zinc ion binding. Gene Ontology annotation, cellular component: NURF complex. The transcript is spliced from 32 exons. Bases 1 to 9879 code for a protein of 3292 amino acids.